CAGCGGAGCCGCCAAAGUGUCUAGACUGCCAUGUGACAGGGAACAGCCAAUGGGAAUGCUUUCAGUGGGCCCGAGUGAGUGAGAGAGGGUGAGCACAAAGAGCAGGGAUCAGUGUGUGCAGGGACCGGAGCAACAGAGUGAAGCGCCUACUGCUAUCGGGGAAGCUGAGAGGAACCCAGGGGACCGGAGCGGGGAGCCUACUAGGAAGUGUGCGCAGUGCAAGCCGAUAGAGAAAGGAAGCCUGUGCGGGACGGUAGCAGCAAUGUGCAGUGUGUGAGAGCGCCACAAGCCCGGCUGCAGUAGGCUGCAAUCCCCGGGAGUGUAAGGGCUAGAGCCGUGCAAAUACCCCGCAGCCCCGCUCUAUCCAGCGUUCAGCAUCCUUCUCCGGAGCAUCCCGCUGCGCCCAGUCUCCGUGCCCCUGCUGGAUGCCCUGUGCCGUGAGUACCGCCAUGUGACAGCCGUGGGGGUUCCGUCUGGAGAAGCAGCCUUCCGAGAUGUGACCCGGGAGGGGGACACCCCAAUACGUGCCCAGCCGACUGACUCUCUAUCCGUGCGGGCACCGGAGAGACUGGCACAGGAGAGAGCGCUCUUCCCCCAUGCCGACCCUUCUAGUUGGCCCCGGGCACUGAGGCACCGGAGAGCCGGGCGCACCCUCGGGGGCGCGCCGCAUGUUCAGGUCCAGACGCACCGGGCUGGUUCGGCGCCUGUGGAGGAGCCGGGCGGGCGGGGAUGGAGGUGUCUCUUGCUGCGGUCUGUCGGAGCAGCCCUCUGGCUCCCCGGAGCUCCGCGCCGCUGCUUCUGCGAUCCUGAAGCGACUGAAAGAGCAAGCCCUGUGCGCCCUGCUGGAGGCCGUGGAGUCCCGGGGUGCAGCGCCCGGAGGGUGUGUGUGUGUGACCCGACACGGGCCCCCCCCUCACCUGCUCUUGUGCAGACUCUUCCGCUGGCCAGAGCUGCAGCAUCCCGGGCAACUGAAAGCCUUGUGUGGGUGCCAGGGAGCCGGGGGCUCGGAGAAUAACAGUGUGUGCUGCAACCCCUACCAUUACAGCAGGGUGUGCGGACCGGAGUCUCCACCACCACCUUAUUCGCGCCUGUCUCCGAAAAUUGAGCAGAAGCCUCUAGAUCUCUCCGAUUCAUACACUGAAAUGGAAGCCUCCAACUCACUGUGCAUCACAGCUGGAGAUAUAUCUGGUACGUCGGCAUCCAACACAAGCCUGUCUCCUGACAUGAGCAAACAGGGCCACUGGUGCAGCGUUGCAUACUGGGAGCAUCGUACUCGCGUGGGCCGUCUCUAUGCAGUGUGCCAGCCUUCAGUAAGCAUUUUCUAUGAUCUACCUCAGGGAAGCGGCUUCUGUCUGGGCCAGCUGAAUCUGGAAAACCGGAGUGAGGCAGCAGCCAGGACACGGGGGAAGAUUGGACUUGGAAUAGUACUGAGCCGAGAGGCUGAUGGUGUGUGGGCUUACAACCGCAGCGAUCAUCCCAUAUUCGUCAACUCACCCACCUUAGAUGCACCUGCCUGCCGCCCCCUAGUGGUGAGAAAGGUGAUGCCUGGAUACUCCCUCAAAGUGUUUGAUUACAAAAAGUCCUGUGUUCUGCGGCAUCACCCAACUCCACCAGAACAUACAGAUGGACCCUAUGAUCCCCACAGUGUCCGCAUCAGCUUUGCCAAGGGCUGGGGCCCAUGUUAUUCCCGCCAGAUGAUCACCUCUUGCCCCUGCUGGCUGGAGGUCCUACUGGGACGAUAGUGGCCUGUGUUGGCUUUAUCCCUAAGGAAGGAUGUGUUUUUUCUUCACUUUGAGCAGAUAACAGAGUGUGUACGAGCCAAUGUUUAACUCUUCCCUGAAAGAGGGGUAUGCAGGUAUUUAAGCAGCUAAUAGCACUGCACAAUAUGUAUUGACAACGCAUUUCACACCUCUCUGUCUGAAGAUGGUGCCUUUGGCAGCAGUUACACCUGAAAGAAUUAAAGUGAGAAAGGAAUCCAGCUCUUCCUUUUUACAUAGAAUAAUUGCAGCCUCUCAUGAGACCAGCAGAGGCGCAUGUUAUUUGCUGCAUGCUGUACCUUCAGCAUUGCUCACUUGUGCCCACUGCUUGGGUCUCCAUCACAGAUUGGGUUAAAGGCAUGCCUCCCUCUGCCCACAGAAUGGUGCUGUCUUCCUGUUGCCAUAAUACAUACAUCAGGUGCCAUGUUGUUGAAUUCCUUUGGUGCUGCAGAACUGCAGAAUCCUUUGCUAUUCAUUUUUCUAUGCUAUUCUGCCAUGUGAUGAAAGCCUCUAGAAGUUAUGGGGUUCAUUCUUCUGUUCUGCAGCACAGAGUAAAACUAACCCAUAAAAACCACAGAUUCACCACCACAAAGGACUCUCACGAGCAUCAUGAUCUAGAUUUAAUAUAAAAUGUUUAUAUAUUAUAUGGAAAUAUAUAUAUUAUACCUGUAAAUAUGGAGUCAUUUUUACAAUGUAAUUAUUUAUGUAUGGUGCAAUGUGUAUAUGAACUAAAAUACAAUAAAAUGCACUUUGGCUUUUA
Messenger RNA from Xenopus tropicalis (tropical clawed frog), 2517 nucleotides. It is a transcript of the gene smad6, whose product is annotated as SMAD family member 6. The transcript has 4 exons. NCBI's taxonomy places the organism in Eukaryota, Metazoa, Chordata, Amphibia, Anura, Pipidae. The record is from RefSeq and is a predicted model, not a curated record. Gene Ontology annotation, cellular component: transcription regulator complex; nucleus; cytoplasm. The coding region runs from base 669 to 1742 and encodes 357 amino acids. Gene Ontology annotation, biological process: regulation of DNA-templated transcription.